CAGGAAGAGUUACUUCAAGGCUCGUUGCAGCAUGAUAGUUGAAAGUCAAGUGAAACAAAAAAUCAUGAAAACCGAAGAAAUAUUUUAGAGUCUUCGUGUCCUAGUAGCGUUUUAUGAUUUGUAAUCAGCGGGGUUUGUGCGCGGAAUAAACAGCGAUUGCAGCCAUGCUGCAGGCUGUAGGUAGACUGUCUGUUUCAGCAGCUCCUCGGAUCUUGUUUGGGAUUCGGCAUUAUUGUGAGAAGACAGCAACGAAACUCCGAGUAUCCCAAGCACUUGCUGAUGCUGAGCUGGGGAAAAAUGUCAAAGUUCAGGGAUGGAUUCGCUCAGUAAGAGCUCAGAAAAACAAUGUCUUUUUCCAUUUAAAUGAUGGAAGCUCCUUGCAGUCCUUGCAGGUUGUUGCUCGAGCAGAGAUGAAUGACCCGUCGCUCACAUUUGGGAGUUCGGUUGAAGUCAAAGGUGUUCUGAAAAAAAGUCCUAACCAAAAGCAGCCAGUUGAACUGGAAGCAGACCAGAUCCAUGUCGUUGGAGAAUGUAACCCGGUGGAUUUUCCCUUCAAAGUUAAAGAGAGACACCCCCUCGAGUACAUUCGUCAGUUUCCACAUCUCCGGUGUCGAACCAACGCCUUUAGCUCCCUACUGAGGAUACGCAGCGAGGCCACUGCAGCAAUUCAUUCCUACUUCAAGAACAAUGGCUUUGUACAGAUUCAUACCCCAAUCAUCACUUCUAAUGAUUGUGAAGGGGCAGGGGAGCUCUUUGAGGUUGAGCCAUCAGGCCCAGACUAUUCAGAAGAUGAGAAGUUUUUCUCUGUACCGGCCUUCCUAACUGUGUCUGGACAGAUGCAUUUGGAGGUGAUGUCAGGGGCUUUUUCUAGAGUCUACACAUUUGGGCCGACUUUUCGGGCAGAGAACUCCCAAAGCAGACGCCACCUGGCAGAGUUUUUCAUGGUGGAGGCGGAGAUUUCCUUCAUCCAGUCCUUAGAGGAUCUCACCAAGGUCAUGGAGGACAUGUUCAAGUCUGCUACGGAGCAUGUGUUGGCUCACUGUGUGGAGGAUGUGGAUUUGUUUCACAAGCAUGUGACUCCUGGACACCGGGACACUGUGGACGCUAUGUUGACCAAGACCUUCCCAGUGAUUACCUACACUGAGGCCAUAGACAUCCUGAAACGCAGCUCAGAGAUAUUUACCUUCCCUACAGAUUGGGGGUGUGACCUUAUGACUGAACAUGAGAAGUACCUGGUGAAACAUUGUGGCAACAUUCCUAUCUUUGUCACUGAUUAUCCUUACGACCUGAAGCCUUUCUACGCAAGAGACAACCAGGACCGCCCCAGGCAUACAGCAGCUGCAGUGGACUUGCUGGUGCCAGGAGUUGGAGAGCUCUGUGGGGGCUCGCUAAGAGAGGAGAGGCUGAAUCUGCUGAGGGCUCGGCUGCAAGCGGUUGGAUUAGAUGACAACUACAGCUGGUAUCUGGAUCUGAGACGCUUCGGCUCCGUCCCGCAUGGAGGCUUUGGACUGGGAUUUGAGCGAUAUUUGCAGUGUGUUCUUGGUGUUGACAACAUAAAGGAUGUGAUUCCUUUCCCCAGAUUUUCCAAUUCAUGUCUUCUUUGAAAUGAAGAAAAAAAAAACUAUCUGAACGUGUAAAAUACUUGUGAAGUUGUUUUUUUCAUCUUUUUCAAAUACAAAUAAUAAAAUU
Messenger RNA from Cololabis saira (Pacific saury), 1689 nucleotides. It is a transcript of the gene nars2, whose product is annotated as asparaginyl-tRNA synthetase 2, mitochondrial. Lineage: Eukaryota; Metazoa; Chordata; Actinopteri; Beloniformes; Belonidae. The record is from RefSeq and is a predicted model, not a curated record. Gene Ontology annotation, biological process: asparaginyl-tRNA aminoacylation. Gene Ontology annotation, cellular component: mitochondrion. Gene Ontology annotation, molecular function: ATP binding; nucleic acid binding; asparagine-tRNA ligase activity. Bases 165 to 1604 code for a protein of 479 amino acids. The transcript is spliced from 14 exons.